Molecule: messenger RNA, 2544 nt
Organism: Carassius gibelio (silver crucian carp)
Lineage: Eukaryota; Metazoa; Chordata; Actinopteri; Cypriniformes; Cyprinidae
Exons: 10
Coding region: 1-2544 (847 amino acids)
Source: RefSeq, a predicted model, not a curated record
AUGGCUGAAAAACAGCAGCACAUCAGCAGACCAUUGACCGUGGCCAAUAAACUGGGGGACCAGCCAUCCACUGUGGCCAAUGUACCAACUGACCAGCCAUUCACCAUGGACUACGAACAUGGGGACCAGCCAUCAAUUGUGGCCCAUGUAUCAACUGACCAGCUAUCCACCAUGAACUUCGAUCAUGGGGAGCAGCCAUUCACUGUGGCCCAUGUACCAACUGACCAGCUAUCCACCAUGGACUACGAACAUGGGGACCAGCCAUCAAUUGUGGCCCAUGUAUCAACUGACCAGCUAUCCACCAUGAACUACGAUCAUGGGGAGCAGCCAUUCACUGUGGCCCAUGUACCAACUGACCAGCCAUUCACCAUGGACUACGAACAUGGGGACCAGCCAUCAACUGUGGCCCAUGUACCAACUGACCAGCCAUCCACCAUGGACUACGAACAUGGGGACCAGCCAUCAACUGUGGCCCAUGAGGCAGCAGACCAAAGUGCCCCCCUUGCUGUGGGUGUUGAUAUUGGACCACCCAAAAAGCAUUAUGUGUCUGUCUUGGAGAACAAAUCUUCAUACUACAGUCGGUUGGGAAGGGUGAUGGUUAUGUAUGAUGCCCAGAGAAACAGCUGGCAUUGUCCCUGUGUUAAUGCACGGAUGUCAUGUCCACAUAAGUGUGUGGCGAAGUGGUUUCUCUUUCAAACGAAUAGACUGCUUUUUAAAUCUGUUAAAUCAACUGGACCAGAUGAAGACAACUUGGAUGAACAUCAAUUAAACAGCAAGGAAAAGCCGUUUGGACUUGGAAAAGAACUUUUGCAAAGAAUUUUAAAGUAUGUCUUGGAUAAGAAGCAGUAUCCAUCAAACCUUCCUGAAAAUCUUUGCAAACCAGUGUUUGAUCCUCCCCCACCAAAACACAUUGUGCCAUCAGAGAAGUUUUGCACUGAAUGCUGUCAUAAUUUGCCUCUAAGUGACCCCAUCCUGAUCACAGCAAAAGCUAAAAUUGUGACACUGACAUGUGUCUAUGAAGGAAUAAGCACAUACUUCAAGAAAUGUCUAAGAUGUGGAAUGGAGUACCGUUACCAAGACUGGGAGGAUGGAAUCCACAACUUUGACAAUCACAUUCUCAUGGGUUUCCACUUAUGUUUGUAUUUAAGGGCAUCACUCCAGACUCAUAAUGCAGCAGGCAGAGUUUUCAAAGCAAUGGAACUUGCAUCUGGUUUGAAGCUACCUCCACACAACCGUCUGUUUCAUGGCUACCUACAUUUUGAAGCAUUGGUGCAACAUGACUACAAAUAUUCAUGCAUCAAUUGUGGCUCUCAUCCUCCUGUGGUUAUUAUGGAUCUUCAUAAAAAGGGAGUGUUUAGCAUGCCAGUGAGUGAGAUACCAGAUCCAGCUGAGUAUACUGGGAAAGUUAAUGUGAAAGACUUCUGGGAGUCCGUGUCCUUAAAUAUAAUUUCCCUCGGGUUUGUAAAUGUUGGAGAAGAGAAUCCAUUUGUUGUUAAGCCAACAUUCGGUUUUUGGGCACCAUGGAUUGGACCAGAAACUCGAAAAUCUGAUUUGGUUCUAAACACAGAGUGGGAAAAGGUACAUCGCCCAGCAAAACCAAAAGAGCAGGCAGAUGUGGAUAUAUCUGAAGAUAGACUUCUUGAGGAAGUCAUGAAAAUGAAGGUUGAUGACGUCAAGAACCUGUGCAAAGCUUGUGGGGUUAAUCCAUGUGGUUCAAAAACAGACCUUAUUCUCAGGCUUCAUAAUGAAAUUAGGAGCAGGAGCACCUAUGAUAAAAUUUUUCAAAAAGUCUGGGGUGCAUCAGGAGGCUGGUCUACAGUUAUGUGUCCAUGUGGAGUGGUAUACACCCUUAAAUUUAACAUGAGAGCGGAAAGUCCAAGGGACUACAUUGAUAUUUUACAGUCAUGGCAACAUUUACCAAAUGUUACCAUUUAUGAUUUUGCAAGAGGUCUAGCAACACAUGGAAAUCUGAGGGACCCAUUAAAGUUGACAUUUUCUCCAAACGAGGGAAGACUUCUUAGCCCUACUGUUGAAAACAUUUCUUUAGCCAAAGAAGGCAAGGUCAAGGUUAAUCUUCCCUGGUUAACAGAGCCACAAAAUCCUCCAGAUAUCAAUGGACAUCCUAUAACAGGGAGUUCAGAGCAUUAUGUGCUCUAUGACAAACUGCACGAAACAAAUGCCAAAGAUCCCAAAGACUUUUUAAGAAGAACUGCUUUGGUGCCAGAACUGGCUGGAAAGGUUAAUACACAAGUGGCAGAACAAUUUUUUGCCCAAAUGGAGAAGAACAAUUACUUUCUAAACAUGAUGUCUCCCAGCUCUCAGAUCUUUCUUAUUCGAAAUAUAGUUCACCAUCACAACAUUCUGCUUAACCAAUCAAGGCUAGAGAAAAUACAGAAGUCAAUGGGGGCCAGACAAUUCUCCAUGAACAAGGACGGACAGCUUGUCAUUGGUCAUUCUCAAGAUAGAACCUUAACAUUGUCACAGUUUGAACUUGCAGAUAAUCUGCACAAAGAUGAGGCUGUUACUAAACUACAGAAUGGCUGA